AUGGAAACUACGACACCUUUGAACCCUCAACUUCAGUUCGUUAUUGGUAUGCUGUCCGAUUUCUCUCCCAUCAAAUUUUAUAAGAAAUAUGUAAGCUUGCACACAUCUCGUGAGGAAGCUGAGGCGAGCUUGUUAGCUCUGCUGAAAAUUAAGUGUGACCUAUAUUGGGAUUAUAAGAACGUAAAAAUGGCGAAAAGGCGAGCAGAGAAACGAAGAGAGAUUCAUGAGUAUAAUAUGCAAUACAACGUGUAUCAAGAACACGACAUUUACAGCACAAUAAUCACGAAGUUGGCGGGAGAAAAACGAAAAUAUGUCAUAGGCGAAGAUGAAACGUCCCCCAAAAGAAGAUUAUCAGAACUGGAUGCGGAGGAGCGGUUUGAAAAUAUUAUUUACGACACUACUGUUGAAAUUAAUCUCCCCAAAGAUAUCAAAGAAUACCUUCGCGAUUUGCUCAGUGGGGAUAUUAAAAGUGCUUUGUUAAAAGUAAAAGAGCCACUCAAUGAGAACGCGCGACCAUUACUGUUAUGGGCAAAUGAAGUUUGCCGGCACUUUAUUUUUUACUUCCAUUAUGAUGGGUUACAAACAAACAGCGACGAAAAAACUUGGUCCAACCAAACGGUCUAUCGCAUUCUUGAUUUAUUUUCGAUGUUUUUUGGAAAUUUGACAUCAGGAAUUGCCUUGGGUGACAAGAACGAUGCUGUCCUAUAUCAAGAUGAGAACGCUACAGUUGUAUAUGAACAGUCCUUCGGGCCUAAAGAAUUUGAUUCGACGCAAUAUAUGGAAGAUAUAACGAAAUUAGCGCGUAAUGGAAUAGAUGACCUAAAUUAUCACUUCUUACAGUAUGGCAAGUCCUCCGUAACAACGGCGAAAAAACUCAAAUCCAUUGGCAUCCAUGGAUAUGAAUAUUAUGUGUCAAUCUACCUCAUGGAUCUCAUUUGUAAGAAACUAUAUAGGAUAUAUGAAAUAUUUAAUUGUAAAAUUCCAACAUCAUAUACAGAUCGAUGGCUUCUAACUAAUAUUGUAAUGAUAGGCGUCUACUUGGAGGCACUGCUCGUGGAACGACAAUCUGUGAAGGUAAAAAUGUGUGAAGAAGACAUGAUCCCUGUAGAUGGUCCCUAUUGUGUGCGCGAUUGGAUGUCAGUUCCGGAUAACACCCCUGAAACAAAAAGAACAAGUUACUCACAAAACCAAUAA
Messenger RNA from Acaulospora morrowiae, 1194 nucleotides. The record is from the annotation of a GenBank genome assembly. NCBI's taxonomy places the organism in Eukaryota, Fungi, Glomeromycota, Glomeromycetes, Diversisporales, Acaulosporaceae.